Capsicum annuum is the source of this 1007-nucleotide messenger RNA. Its product is annotated as protein THYLAKOID ASSEMBLY 8, chloroplastic. NCBI's taxonomy places the organism in Eukaryota, Viridiplantae, Streptophyta, Magnoliopsida, Solanales, Solanaceae. Gene Ontology annotation, molecular function: protein binding; RNA binding. The transcript is spliced from 2 exons. Gene Ontology annotation, biological process: chloroplast organization; Group II intron splicing. The coding region runs from base 100 to 678 and encodes 192 amino acids. The record is from RefSeq and is a predicted model, not a curated record.
UCAAAACACCCUCUUAUUGCUUGAACUUGCCGGUCGUUCCUGUUUCAAAACAGAGCAUUUGAGCAACCAACCAGACAGACUUUUCAUCUCUCUAGUGUCAUGAUGAGUAGCUGGUUCCAAUGUGCGAUAUAUCCUCUUGACACACGGAUUGGCGGCCGGCGCUUUCUAUGGAAAAUCGUAGUCAGGUCAAAAUGUGGUGGAAAUAUGAGAAUUGGUAUGAGAGACAGGAGCAAAAAUCGAAAGCCCUUGCAGAAGGGAAGAAACCUCAGUAUUGAAGCAAUUCAAGCUGUUCAAGCACUGAAGCGAGUGGCCAGCAAAAACGAUGAUGCCGUGGCGGUAGAACAGGUGUUUAAUAGCAAGAUCAGGCGUUUGCUCAAGAGUGAUAUGAUUGCCGUUCUCCGCGAACUUCUCCGCCAGAAUCAAUGCCUUUUAGCUCUCAAGUCUGGAGAAGCGUCCUCAGCAGCGAAUUGGCCCCAGGUCCCCUUGGGCCCUUGGAAGGGGGCGCCAGAGAAGGUGAGAGACCAACGUGGAUUGUGGGGGCGGCCAAAGCCCGGGCGCUCGAUACGCUUGUGGAAUGCCGUCUCCUCGAUUGUUGCAGGCAGCGCGCGCCUCUGGUGUGCUUCAUCAUCUGCGUGCUCCGGAUGCUGGCCUGUGGGCUCCCCAUUCAACCCAUCUUGAAACACGGACCAAGGAGUCUGACAUGUGUGCGAGUCAACGGGCGGGUUAAAAAAAAGAAUCUAUGAUCCAGUCAUCUUAUUCUUCCAAGGUGGCAUGUCUCAUUUAUGCUAUGUUUCAGAUAGACUUAUUUAGUGUCAUCGUAGAGAGAGAUCCUUCUCGUAGUGAAUUAGAGGGGAGGUUAGCAUGAUCAACCUUUUUCAUGUUUUUUUUUCUUGCUCUGAUCUUCUUUCAAAUUUAGCUAUCUUUUUCUCUCUUCUUUCUUUUGUCCAAGUUGUGCUUUGAAUGGUUGUUUCCAGUUCAAUUUUAUGAUUGACAAGACCGUAUUAGAC